AUGUUGGAGCUGCUGGAGAAUAUGAAUGCACAGGUUGGAUUAACAAGUCCAUGGUGGAUUGGGGUUGAUGUUUGUCAUCUAAACCUUCACAAGACAUUUUGCAUUCCACAUGGUGGUGGUAGGCCCGAAAUGGGCCCCAUUGGUGUGAAGAAACACUUGGCACCCUACUUGCCUUCACACCCUGUGGUUGCCACUAGAGGCAUACCAGCCCCUGAGCAAAGACUUACAUAUGCAUACAGUAUAGCUAUCUUGAAUGCAAACUAUAUGGCAAAACGUCUUGAGAGUCACUAUCCCAUUCUUUUCCGUGGUGUGAGUGGAACAGUUUCCAAUGAGUUCAUCGUUGAUUUGAGACCCUUGAAAGCUGAGUUGGACAGGUUUUGUGAUGCUUUGAUCUCCAUUAGACAAGAAAUAGCAGAAAUUGAGAAAGGAACAGUGAACAUCAACAACAAUGUCAUCAAGGGAGCACCUCAUCCACCCCAACUACUCAUGGCUGAUAGGUGGACAAAACCAUACUCCAGAGAAUAUGCAGCUUACCCUACAACAUGGCUUCGUGCAGCUAAGUUCUGGCCUACUACAUGUCGUGUGGACAAUGUGUAUGGUGAUCGGAACCCUUUAGCCACCACAUGAGUAUGAAGAGAAAGCUGAAGCUACUGCUUAAGAAAUACAAUUUUUAGCUAUUGAAUGAUUGAAUCAAACACUCUUUUAAAACUUUCAGAUCCUAACAACAUUAAUAAGUUUAAUAUUGACACUUGACAGAACAGUCUUACUUUACCAUUACAUGUAAUCUUAUUUCAAAUAAAAAUAUGGAUGGAAAUUUAAAAAAAAGAACUAGUUUCUUUUAUUUGAUUUGGAUAAUAACUUAACUAACUUUUGUGUGUCAUCAUACCCU
Molecule: messenger RNA, 889 nt
Organism: Lactuca saligna
Lineage: Eukaryota; Viridiplantae; Streptophyta; Magnoliopsida; Asterales; Asteraceae
Source: the annotation of a GenBank genome assembly